AUGCUGGCCUCUCAGAUUUCCCGGUUUGCCGCGUCCUCGUCCUUCUCCGCAGGCGGACGACAUAUCCUCAAAUCAAUUUACGCCGCGGAACGACCCGAGGGUAUGGGUGCAAUAGUACGCAGGAGCCUAGGCACGCGCGAGAUACGACACCACGAUCCGUUCCUAUUGCUGGACGAGUUCUGGGUGAACUCCAAGGGCGGCUUCCCAGACCACCCUCACAGAGGGUUCGAGACCGUGACCUAUAUGCUGAGCGGGCAAAUGCAGCACGAGGACUUCUCAGAACACAAGGGAACCAUUGGACCCGGCGAUCUGCAGUGGAUGACAGCUGGACGUGGUAUCGUGCACUGCGAAAUGCCAGUCAAGGACACGGAUGAGACUGAAAAUCCGCAAGGUACGGACAAGGCAACAGCGCAUGGGCUGCAACUCUGGGUGAAUCUCUCACACAAAGACAAGUCGUGUGAUCCACAGUAUCAGGACCUGCGAGAUCAUCAUAUUCCAAGAGCGAAUCCUGGCAAUGGAGUCGAGGCCAAGGUCAUUGCGGGCGAGGCACAUGGUGUUAAGAGCAAAGUUUACACAAGGACUCCAACCAUGUAUCUCGACUACAAGUUGAAGGAGAACAGAUCGGUCGAGGUUGCAGUUCCGAAGGGCUACGCCGGCUUUAUUUACAUGCUCUCUGGGAAGGCAUAUUUUGGCGAUGGACUACCACACCACGCGCUGAUUCUGUCUCAGGACGAUAAGUCUGACACAUUGCAGAUCCAGACAAAGGACGAGGACGCGCAUUUCGUUGUUUUGGCUGGCCAGCCGCUCAAAGAACCCGUCGUGCAAGAUCGGUUGUUUGUUCUGAACUCGAUGCAAGAAGUGCAACAGACCGUUGAGGAUUUUAGGCAGUUCAAGAACGGUUUCGAGAACGCGAAGGAGUGGCGAUCAGCAAUCGGGCCCAAAGGAUAUCGUCUCAAGUUUUGA
Gamsiella multidivaricata is the source of this 963-nucleotide messenger RNA. Its product is annotated as RmlC-like cupin domain-containing protein. Gene Ontology annotation, cellular component: nucleus. The coding region runs from base 1 to 963 and encodes 320 amino acids. The record is from RefSeq and is a predicted model, not a curated record. The transcript has 2 exons. Gene Ontology annotation, biological process: monocyte differentiation. Lineage: Eukaryota; Fungi; Mortierellomycota; Mortierellomycetes; Mortierellales; Mortierellaceae. Gene Ontology annotation, molecular function: quercetin 2,3-dioxygenase activity.